UCUGUUUUCAUAAAUAGCAGAGCAGGACAGCCAUUACUGAAGAGAAAGAGAGACACACUUAAUUAUAUUUUGUUUUCUCUCUCUCUCUCUCUCUCUCUCUCCCUCUCAUCAGGCUUGGCUUGUUUUUGUGUUUUUCUUGGUGAUUUUUGAGUAAAGUCCAAAUUUAGUUCUUCAAGCUUUCAUUUGUGAUCAUAAAGCCAGAGAGUGUGCUUGGAUCCAAAUUCACUGACACAAGUACAUCCAGCUCUCCAGCAUUAGCUUGAAGUAACUCAGAAGCAAAAAUCACUGCAAACACACCAAUACAACCAAAAGCUAAACGGAGCAAAAAAGAAGCUUGUUCUUUUCGCAAAGCCAGAGAAACACCUUUACUAUAUAUAACCAAUAAGCACUUCUAGUCCCAAACCCAAAAAAAACACUUCUAGUCCCAUCAGUUUUCUCGUUGCUUUCUCUUUACAAUGGACACAUUGCAAGUAGGGCAAUUUGGGUUGGUUUUGCAGCAAGCCAAAGCCCCACUGAUUGUGCCAUUGCUGAAGUUUUUGGUGGUUGUGUGCUUGGGCAUGUCUGUGAUGCUUUUUGUGGAGAAGGUGUACAUGGGCAUAAUAAUAAUAUUUAUUAAGCUGUUUAGAAGAAGGCCUGUGAAGCAUUGGAAAUGGGAGGCCAUUAAGGAUGAUGUUGAGCUUGGGAACUCAGCUUACCCUAUGGUUCUUGUGCAAAUUCCUAUGUACAAUGAAAGAGAGGUUUAUCAGCUUUCUAUUGGAGCUGCAUGUGGGCUUUCCUGGCCUUCUGAUAGGAUCAUAAUUCAAGUUCUUGAUGAUUCAACAGAUCCAACCAUUAAGGAUUUGGUGGAGCUAGAAUGCCAAAGAUGGGCAAGCAAAGGAAUAAACAUAAAGUACGAGAUCAGAGACAACAGAAAUGGGUACAAAGCAGGGGCCCUCAAGGAAGGCAUGAAGCACAGUUAUGUCAAACAGUGUGACUAUGUUGCCAUCUUUGAUGCUGACUUCCAACCUGAACCUGAUUUUCUCUACCGCACCAUUCCAUUUCUGGUCCACAACUCUGAUAUUGCCCUUGUUCAAGCUCGCUGGAAAUUUGUAAAUUCGGAUGAGUGUUUGAUGACAAGAAUGCAAGAGAUGUCACUGGAUUACCAUUUCACGGUGGAGCAAGAAGUGGGGUCUGCAACUUAUGCCUUCUUUGGUUUCAAUGGCACGGCGGGUGUGUGGAGAAUUGCAGCGCUCAAUGAGGCUGGAGGAUGGAAGGACCGCACAACAGUGGAGGAUAUGGAUUUAGCAGUCCGAGCUAGUCUCAGAGGCUGGAAAUUUGUAUAUCUUUCGGACCUUAAGGUGAAAAAUGAAUUGCCAAGUACGUUCAAAGCCUACCGUUAUCAGCAGCAUCGAUGGUCUUGUGGCCCUGCUAAUCUCUUUAGAAAGAUGGUAAUGGAGAUUGUGAGAAACAAGAAGGUGUCCCCAUUGAAGAAGUUUCAUGUGAUCUACAGCUUUUUCUUUGUUCGCAAAGUUGUAGCACAUAUCGUCACAUUUGUCUUCUACUGUGUCAUUUUACCAGCAACGGUUUUGGUUCCUGAAGUUCAAGUUCCCAUCUGGGGUGCUGUUUACAUUCCUUCUACCAUUACUCUCCUCAAUGCUGUUGGAACUCCUAGAUCACUCCACCUAUUGAUUUUCUGGAUCCUCUUUGAGAAUGUCAUGUCUCUGCACCGGACUAAGGCGACAUUUAUAGGUCUUUUUGAAGCAGGGAGAGUAAAUGAAUGGGUCGUCACUGAGAAACUGGGAGAUGCUCUCAAGAAAAAAUUAGGUGCAAAAGCUCCCAGGAAACCUCGAUUAAGAAUUGGAGAAAGACUACAUGUGCUUGAGCUCAUUGUUGGAUUCUACCUCUUCUUCUGCGGCUGCUAUGACCUUGCCUUUGGAAAGAACGGAUACUUUAUCUACCUAUUCAUCCAAUCUGUUGCAUUCUUCAUUGCGGGGGUUGGUUAUGUUGGCACCUUUGUCCCCAACUCAUAGCCGUACACAUUGUUUCAAAAAUUCAUUCAUCAACAUCCCUUCUGUCAAGGAAAGAUGAAAUUAUUAUUUAUUUUCGUCUGGAAGUUA
This is a messenger RNA of Prunus persica (peach), 2096 nucleotides long. RefSeq names its product glucomannan 4-beta-mannosyltransferase 9. Gene Ontology annotation, molecular function: mannan synthase activity. Gene Ontology annotation, cellular component: Golgi apparatus. The record is from RefSeq and is a predicted model, not a curated record. Lineage: Eukaryota; Viridiplantae; Streptophyta; Magnoliopsida; Rosales; Rosaceae. The transcript is spliced from 9 exons. Bases 456 to 2009 code for a protein of 517 amino acids.